CAUUGUGUUAUGAAAGAUAUAUAUUUUAGGUUAGGAAUAUUAGUUUGCACGUGUUUGUCAAUAUAAUUAUUUAAAUUUGGUUAAAAAUGGGUAAAAAUAAUAGACAUAAAAAGCUGUUAAAAUCAGAACGUGCAAAAGUUAAACUUAAAGGAAAAACCUUACCAAAAGGAACAAAUGUAACUAAUACAACUUUCAAAGUACGGAAAAUAAUAAUUGGAGAGCAGUUAAAAAAUGUUGGAGUGAACAAAGUUGAUAUUGCCACGCAAAUCAAAGAUUGCUUGUCCAAGCUCCGACAUCACAACCAUAAAAUUUGCAUGGGAUCAUUAAAUAAUCUGAAAUGUAUUUUAACCAAAUAUUCUGUUGACAUCAUAGAUAAUCAAUUUAGUCCAAUUUUGAAAAAUUUAUCUAGUCUCUCGACAAAUGAAGAAAAGGAUGUACGAAGAGAAUCGUUUACUGUGCUUCAAGCAUUAUUGAGACCUAUAGUUGACAAAGAUAGCAGAGUGUUAAUGCCAUAUUAUGAUGUAUUAUCUUCUUAUUUAUGUUGUGCAAUGACACAUAUUGAUCCAAGAAUACAAAAUGAUUCCUUAUUGUUUUUGGAUGUAUUAUUGAAAUUGGUUCCAUCAAUAGUAACCAAUAACUAUUCUAGGAUAAUGGAUAAUUUUUUAGACAUGAUAUCUAAGUUACGCAUUGAAUCGAAAUCUGAACGAUCACUAACAUUAAAUUUAAAUUCAAAAAUUUCUACUAUAAAAUGGAGAGUAAAUGUAUUGCAAAAGCUGCAACUUAUGUUACAAGUGUUAGUAGACUUCAUGAGGAACAAUAGUGGCAUUGAAAAGGGAAAUCAGGAUAUAGAAGUUACACAAAAUUAUUCAUUCAGAGAAACACUACCUGUCUACUUAGGAGUUUAUGAUGAUCACAAUUUAAAAAUAAAUGGACUAGGACUUUUUUCUGGAUCAAAUAAAAACUUUAAUGCAUCUUUGACCCAAGAAAAUGAUUUUAAAAGUAAAAUAGUAACAUUGAUGCCAUUAUUAUUUGAAACAUGGUUAGAAGUAAAAUUAAACAGCAUCAAAGGUUCUUCUGGUUGCUAUAUUUUAAAUAAUGAGAGCAUGGCAUUACUUACCUCCAUUAUGGAAAUUAUGAUCUCUUUACGAUUCUUUGUUCAAAUUCAAGCAGAUGAAGAAAAUAGUAGUACCGAUUGGUUUUACAAAAAAUAUAGAAAAGAUUUUAUUAACUAUAUAGUUGACGGAUUUCCAUAUUCCGGAAAUCGAAAUUUGAGCAAAAAUAUUCCAGCUUCCAGAUAUAGUGAUUGCUUGAUUCAAAAUAUAUACAUCUGUUACAUGUUUGUUCUUUUCUGUAAAGACUGUAAUUUAAAACAAAAACAUCAAUAUUCAACUAUAUUAAAUUAUGUUACUAAUUCUUUAUUCAAAAUUUGUACUCGAAAUGAUGAUUAUAAUACUUACCAAGUGUUAGAAGACAUGUUGUUAUGCAUUUUUUUUGAAAUGGGAGCAAAAAGCUACAAAAAUGGAAUAUCUUUGGAAAGUUUAUUGGAUUCUCUCAUUCAAUUAUUUUAUGGUGAAAUUAACACAUAUGUGAGAAAAAUCAUUUUUAAAAUAUUAUGUAGGAUAUCACAAGACACAGAACUUCAACAUUUGCAUAAGUCUUCUAAAUAUUUGUCUUGGAUACAAAGUUUACCUAUAAUGUUGUGCAAUUUAAAUCUUACUUUAGAAGAAGUUCAAUUUCUAAUCAUGCUCUCAAGACAUAAUAAUAUAGAAUUUUUAGAAAGUGUGCUAUCGGAACUUCCUAGAAUUUUAGAUACAAUAACACAUUGUACAGAUACACAAUUUAUUAGUACAGUCAUAAACAUUCUCUACUAUGUACCUGGUUUAACAGCUAAUGAUAUAAAUCUUAUUAAAAAUGCUGUGGACAAAUGUGAUAUACCGGCUGCAGACAAGAACUACAUGAAAACAAUAUUAAGUGGAUUUAACACAUAUUAAGAUUUAAAAUGAUAAAUCUAUAACAAACAAAACAUUUUUUAAUAUAUUUAGAAUAAUUAAAUGUGACUUGAAUCAUUUAGAAAGAUUAGUAAUUGC
Molecule: messenger RNA, 2087 nt
Organism: Ctenocephalides felis (cat flea)
Lineage: Eukaryota; Metazoa; Arthropoda; Insecta; Siphonaptera; Pulicidae
Product: testis-expressed protein 10-like
Exons: 7
Coding region: 87-1991 (634 amino acids)
Cellular component (GO): MLL1 complex; nucleus
Molecular function (GO): tubulin binding
Source: RefSeq, a predicted model, not a curated record